AUCAUGUGCUAUGACCGCUACGUGUCCAUCUGCAAACCCCUGCACUACUGGACCCUCCUGGGCAGCAGAGCUUGUGCCCACAUGGCAGCAGCUGCCUGGGCCAGUGCCUUUCUCCAUGCUCUGCUGCACACAGCCAAUACAUUUUCCCUGCCCCUGUGCCAUGGCAAUGUCCUGGGUCAGUUCUUCUGUGAAAUCCCACACAUCCUCAAGCUCUCCUGCUCACACUCCAACUUCAGAAAAAUUUGGAUUUCAUUGCUUGGGGUCUGUUUAGGUUUUGGUUGUUUCAUGUUCAUUGUUUUCUCCUACGUGCAGAUCUUCAGGGCUGUGCUGAGGAUCCCCUCUGAGCAGGGACGGCACAAAGCCUUUUCCACCUGCCUCCCUCACCUGGCAGUGGUCUCCCUGUUCCUCAGCACUGCAGCAUUUGCCUACCUGAAGCCCCCCUCCAUUUCCUCCCUAUUGCUGGAUCUGGCCCUGUCAGUUCUGUACUCGGUGGUGCCUCCAGCCCUGCACCCCCUCAUCUACAGCCUGAGGAACCACGAGCUCAAGGGAGCCUUCAACCCUCCGCAGCAGGGAGCCUCCAACCCGCCACAGCAGGGAGCCUCCAACCCGCUGCAGACGGGAGCCUCCAGCCCCCCACAGCAGGAAGCCUCGCCUGCAGCCACUGCAGUAUCCGGGGUCGGAUACCCUGGCUAG
This is a messenger RNA of Melospiza melodia melodia, 693 nucleotides long. RefSeq names its product olfactory receptor 14J1-like. The annotation marks the transcript as partial. The record is from RefSeq and is a predicted model, not a curated record. The transcript has 3 exons. Gene Ontology annotation, cellular component: membrane. Lineage: Eukaryota; Metazoa; Chordata; Aves; Passeriformes; Passerellidae. Gene Ontology annotation, biological process: G protein-coupled receptor signaling pathway. Gene Ontology annotation, molecular function: odorant binding; olfactory receptor activity.